AUGGCUUCGCAAGCUCUAGACGCGCCGGCCGACAGCGGCCGCGACGCGCAGACCGACGACUACGAGCACGAGCACGACCAGCGCGACGCGCGCAACCCGUACGCCUCGGCCAACCGCUGGCGGCACGCCGAGUCGACGGCCUUCUCGCGCUACGAGAAGACGCAUGCCCACCACUACCACCACGGUGCCAGCCCCGUCGCCCGCGACGCCCACUCGCGCGGCGGCGGCGUCAGCGACCUGGCCGACUUCCUCAACAAGUCGCGCGUCGAGCCCCCGAGCGCCGAGGCCCGCUCGCGCCCCGCCACCGCGCGCUUCAGGCCCGUCGUGGCCGGCGCGCCCGACGCGAGGGCCGCUGUCGAGGACAGCACUCCCGCUGCUGGCCGCCAACAACAGCCACGGGCCGGGCCCCCGCCGGACGGCAAGGAGAUCGUCUGCGGCCCGCUGCUGAAUUACCGCCGGAUGGACGGUGCCGUGUGGGUCGGAAGCGUGCUGGUGGUCACGGCCGGCGGCGGGCGCACGCAGCCUGUCGUGCCGACGCUCACCCUGCGCAGGGUCGGUGGGGACGGCAGCGGCGCGAGGACCGGCGUGGAUGUCCAGGGCAUAUGUCUCUACUCGGACGCGCGCAACACCUUCUGGCGGUUUGACCUUCGGAUUGAGAUGGAGGCGGCCGAGACCCGGUGGGAGUAUGAGCUGCCGGGGCUGCGGUUCGCCAGCGCGACGAAACCGCGCGUCAACAGCUUCUUCGUGCCCGCGCUCGACGAGUCCAUGCGCAUCAUGUUCUACUCGUGCAACGGGUUCAGCGUCGGCACCGAUGAGGAGGCCUGGAGCGGCCCGGCGCUGUGGAACGACGUGCUUCGCCGGCACCAUCAGCGGCCGUUCCACGUCAUGAUUGGCGGCGGCGACCAGAUCUACAACGACGGCAUUCGGGUCUCGGGUCCGCUCCGGCCGUGGUCCGACAUUGCGAACCCGAAGAAGAGGAGGGACCACCCGUUCCCGGAGAGCCUGCGCCGAGAGUGCGACGACUACUACCUGAGGAACUACAUCCGCUGGUACUCGACCGAGCCCUUUGCGACUGCCAACGGUCAGAUCCCGCAGUUGAACAUCUGGGAUGACCACGACAUCAUUGACGGAUUUGGAUCGUAUGUGAACGAGUUCAUGAAGUGCGACGUCUUCAGGGGCAUCGGCGGCACCGCGCACAAGUACUACAUGCUGUUCCAGCACCACCUCCCGCCGCCGCCGUCGACCUACACAUCAGAUUCUGUUCCGCCUGCUUCGGUCGAAGAAGCACAGGGCAUCGAUCCCAGCCAGUCCAUGAACGUAUACGUCCACCCGCGCAUCGAGGAGCCCAACUACAUCUACGGUCCACAGGCUGGACCGUAUGUCGCCGAGCAUUCCCACAACAUGUUUGCCCGGCUGGGUGCUAGGAUCGCCUUCUUGGGCAUCGACGCCCGCACCGAGCGCACGAGACACCAAGUCAACUACCCCGCGACGUACGAUGCCAUCUUCACCCGCCUGAAGCAGGAACUCCAGGCUGCGGCAAGCUCUGGGCGCCCGUUCAAGCAUCUGAUCCUGCUCCUGGGAAUUCCCAUCGCGUAUCCCCGCCUAACCUGGCUCGAAAACAUCUUCUCGAGCCCGGUCAUGGGCCCCAUCAAGCUGCUGAACCGCCGCAUGGGCAUCGGCGGCAGCUUCUUCAACUCGUUCGAUGGCAGCGUGGAUCUCCUGGACGAUCUCGACGACCACUACACGGCGCGCACGCACAAGAAGGAGCGCAACUGGCUGGUCGAGAAGCUGCAGGGCAUCUGCGCCCAGUUCUCGAUCCGCAUCACCAUCCUGAGCGGCGACGUGCACCUCGCCGCGCUGGGGCGGUUCUACGCGAACCCGCGGCUGAACAUCCCCGUCGAGCAGGACUACCGCUACAUCGUCAACGUCGUCUCGUCCGCCAUCGUCAACAAGCCGCCGCCCGCGGCCGUGGCCAACCUGCUCGCGCGCCGCAACAAGAUCCACCACCUCAACGACGAGACGGACGAGACGCUGCUCAGGCUGUUCGACAAGGAUCCGGGCGACAGCACCAAAACGGCGAGCCACAACAGCGUCACCAUGCCGAGCCGCAAUUUCGCCAUGCUCACCGAGAACUCGCCCAACAACAACAGCCGUGACGACCCCGCCGCGCCCGUUGCCGCCGCUAACGGCGACCCCGACCACACUAAUCCCGACCACAACAACAUCAACAACAACAGCAGCAGCAACAAACCCAAAGACGGCCACCACCCACUGCACGCGGGCGAGGUCAACUGCGGCACCAAGCACAAGGCGGCCGACCCGGCCCGGCACGGCCGCGCCGCCGACGGCGGCCUCGACGUGUGCAUCUGCGUCGAGAUCGACCAGCACGACCGCGCCGGCCGCACCGAGGGCUACGGCCUGACCAUCCCCGCGCUCGCGUACGCGGGGCCGCGCCCGCCCAGCGUCGAGGCGCUGCCGUCGCGCCGGGCGCAGCGGCCGCCGGCGAGCGCCGGGUCGGGAUCGGCGUCGGGGACUGCGUCGGUGUCUGCAUCAAUGUCUGCGUCCGCGUCGGUGGCUGUUUCGGCGGGGAGGAGUGGGAGUCGUGGGAGUGGGAGGUGA
This is a messenger RNA of Thermothielavioides terrestris NRRL 8126, 2619 nucleotides long. RefSeq lists its product as uncharacterized. Gene Ontology annotation, cellular component: membrane. The coding region runs from base 1 to 2619 and encodes 872 amino acids. Lineage: Eukaryota; Fungi; Ascomycota; Sordariomycetes; Sordariales; Chaetomiaceae. The record is from RefSeq and is a predicted model, not a curated record. The transcript has 8 exons.